Messenger RNA from Glarea lozoyensis ATCC 20868, 414 nucleotides. RefSeq names its product HIT/MYND zinc finger-like protein. Bases 1 to 414 code for a protein of 137 amino acids. The record is from RefSeq and is a predicted model, not a curated record. Lineage: Eukaryota; Fungi; Ascomycota; Leotiomycetes; Helotiales; Helotiaceae. The transcript has a single exon.
AUGUCAGACGCCGCUUCUUCAUCCUCUUUAUAUCCACCUGACGCAACCGCAAACGGCGAAUCCUCAGCUUCACAACCCAUUUCAAACUCUGGUGAAAUCCCAUCUCAUCCACAAUAUAUGACCCCGUAUCUGACAUUCCAAACAGAACCUCAAAAAUGCGCGCACUGCAAGAAGACGCCUCCAAAUAGCACAUCAACAGAAGAAUCACCCUUAAAACCAUGUCCAAAAUGCCACACAACACUCUACUGCUCACGACAAUGUCAAAAAGACGGUUACAAGACCCAUAAAAAGGUAUGUGCGUCUCUAGCACAAGAGUAUUCCCGGACGGCGGAUUUGAAGAUGGAGAGUGCGGGGAGCAGAGCUGUGAAAGAAGGUCAUAGGGGCGGGUUGCAGAAAUGGCAGUUUGAUACGUGA